CGAAAACACUUACCCUGCGCUGUUCCCGCUCGAGGAGGGGCAGCAGAAAACCCAUAAGACUCACGAAGAGCUCAAGCGCCAGCCAUUGGACCUCAAGGGUGCUGUCCUGGCGAAGGAUCUUAUCGAUAAUGCUUCCGGGCAAAAGAGUGUCAUGGAUUCGUUCAAAAGUCUUUCCUCGGCGGUGCAAAAUAGCAACGCGUAGGUUGUAGCGUCAUAUACUCGAGUGUGAGCAGUUAGGUCUGCGGCCAAUCGGUCAGUGGCAGUUUCUAAACUUUUUAAACGUUCUUCUCUCGCUCUAUCCCUACUAUUAGUCUUUCUUCCUUUCAUUCCAUCUCUCUUUAUUUCCCCCCAUCCCGUUCGAUGUAUUUCUUUGAUGGUGGAGGUUCAGGGACUAAAUUGCUUAUUUGUGAAGCCAACCCACCUACUUCCGGCGUAUGGCAGACACUUUGAAUUGGAAAUUCGGAGGGAACGAACCUGAUGUCGUGGUAAUUUUGCAGAGAUGACUGUGCCCAAAAAAAUUCCCUGCAGCUUUAUAUUGACCCCACUUCCAGACGUAUCGAGUACAACUCCCCUCGCCUUUCCCAGCACCCAAGAUGUGUAGAUAUUUUCCAGUCGUAGCCAGCAUACUUUACAAUAAUUUGCGAGCACGAUCUCCUACUCCUCAAUUGCGCAAGCACAGUAUCCUCGUCACUCAGGAUCACUCGUGAACACACUCCUUGACUCCAACGCCCUAUAAAUAGGGCAGGAUCCCGCGUCACGGGUUCUUCAGGGACCGAUUUAACCCAAUAAUCCUUCAAACACCCUCCCCAACCGUACGAGUACAAUAGCAUACUCUCACAAACUCCACGAAACACAUUACCAUAGCCCAACUUCCCAAGCGAAAGGUACGAGUACGGUAUCGGGCUCACUCCCACCACUACCAAGCCCACAACGUCAUGAGGCUCAACGGAACUAUCCAAAGCCGAAGUCAAAGCGCGAGGCCACUGCCCCCCACGCAACCUGACGGUCGCCGGAACGAAACCGUGAAAGCAAGGUAAAAAGCUGGGAAUUUUUCAACCCGUAGGGGAGGCCCACACAGCUCAGCCAUUCAUCAUCAUCAUCGCCUAAGCAAAUCCACCGUCGCACAGAGAACCACCGAUGAUCGGGGAAAUCUUGCUAUGUGUUGUUAAAGAGUCAGCAAACUACAAGCUCAGCCUUCCUCGCCAUAAUUCCAUCCUUCUUUCAACGAUAACGCUUCUCCUCCCCUUCCUCCUCUUCCCCCUCCAUAUACACAACAACAUCCACGAUGUCGAACACCAACGGUAGCAAUCAAGCCAUGUCGCGCCCCACCACCACCAACGAAAACAUUUUCCUCUUCAUUCCCAACCUCAUCGGCUACUCGCGCAUCAUCCUCGCCGGCUGUUCCCUAUACUUCAUGUCCUACCACCCACACUACUGCACGCUCCUUUACACGCUCUCCUGUCUCCUCGACGCGCUCGAUGGUUGGGCUGCCCGGCGGUUCAACCAGAGCACGAAAUUCGGAGCGGUACUCGACAUGGUGACGGAUAGGUGCACCACCGCAUGUCUCCUCUGCUUCCUCAGUAGCGCGUACACCAGGUGGGCGAUUCUCUUCCAGGGCCUGAUAUCCUUGGAUCUGGCGAGUCAUUACAUGCACAUGUAUGCCUCGUUAGAGCGGGGCGCCGCAUCACACAAGAAAGUUGAGAAGAAAAUGAGUAGGGUUUUGAACCUGUAUUAUUCUAAUAAUGUUUGUUUUCCGUUUUCUUUUCCCUCCCUCCCAUUCCCCGGUUGUGACAUGAUUAGACGGGGUUGCUAAUAGGGGGGGGGGGUUGGAUUGUAGAAAGUCUUGUUUACCUUUUGCGCCGCGAACGAGUUGUUCUUCCUCAGCAUGUAUCUUCUCUCCUUCCCCCAGUUCUCCAUCAUUGGAAACUCUUGGAGUUGGCCAUGGAUUGUUGCGGCGGUCACCUUCCCCAUUUGCGCUGCUAAGCAGUGGAUCAACGUUGUGCAGAUGGUCAAGGCUGCAGGGUCAUUGGCGGAGGGUGAUUUGGAGCUAAGAUCUCAAGCAAGGAAGCAAAAUUAGUGAGCCGGUUGGUCGGUUGGUUGUUUGGUUGGCUGAGUAUGGUAUAGUAUCCAAGGGCAGGUGGAAACUGCAUAAGGGCGUUCGUUGGUUACGAGAUUCUCGCUUUUUUCCCUCUUCCUUCUUUUUAUUCUUUUACAUAAUAAUCAUUUAUCUUUAAUUUUCCUCAAUCAAUUCACUUGCCUUCCGGCC
Molecule: messenger RNA, 2266 nt
Organism: Tuber aestivum (summer truffle)
Lineage: Eukaryota; Fungi; Ascomycota; Pezizomycetes; Pezizales; Tuberaceae
Source: the annotation of a GenBank genome assembly